AUGUCACUCAAGCGCAAGGCUCUUGAGGAGGCGAGCGCUCGAUCCUCGAAGCGGUCCACGCCUGCUCCUUCAACUCCCAUCAGCCUAGACAGUGAUGAUGACUUCUCAGGUUCCGAUGCGCGAUCACAGGACGCUAGUGAUAGCGAGAAAGAGCACAUCCGCAAAGCCAGAGCUCGCUUGGAUUUCAGUUCUUUCCAAGGUGCCAAACACAAACAGAAAUCGUCCAUGUUUGGCGAGAAGGAUUUCUCAUGGAUGUCCCUGAAAUCUGACCAUGAAAAUCGGCCUCUGUGGAUAGACCCAAACGUUUCUUUGGGUUCGAGAAAGGGGCCCAAGAUUACACUCGAGAGUUUCUCCCCUCUGGCCGCCCAGGCUACCGACCUCCUCACCACCAUUGCAGAACCGCAAUCGAGACCUUCUUUUCUGCAUGAAUAUAGAUUCACAGAACACAGCCUGUAUGCAGCUCUAUCGGUAGGUCUCCGUGGUGAAGACAUAAUUCGUGCUCUAGAAAAAAUGUCCAAAACGCCCGUACCCCAAACCGUGAUUGACUUCAUAAACCGACAUACAAAAACUUACGGCAAAGUGCGUCUUGUCUUGCGAAACAACAAUUUCUAUGUUGAAUCAGACGAACGAGAAAUCAUUGAUAUGUUGCUACGAGACUCCGUUAUUGGCCCAUGUAAAGCGGAAGGAACAAAUAUCGAAACUGGCCGUGUCCAAACCAAGGCGACCAUCAUUCAAGGUACCAACAAUGCCAAGGGCAUGAGACAAGCUGGACAGUCCGAUGUCGAGAUACCUCGAGACGUCCCAUCCAAGGAUGAUGAAGCCAUGAUAGCCACUCUGAGGGAUGAAGAAGACGAGGAAGAUAACUUUAAAGAAGCGUCAAGUUUCGAAAUUGCACCUAGCAAACGUGAUACAGUAGCGAAGCAAUGCCUCGACAUUGGGUACCCUGCAAUAUCAGAGUACGAUUUUGCUGGAGAUCAAGUCAAUCCCACUCUCGCCAUUGAUCUGAGACCGGCCACACAGAUUCGACCCUAUCAAGAGAAAGCCCUCAGCAAAAUGUUCGGAAAUGGCCGUGGUAAGAGUGGAAUCAUUGUCCUGCCCUGCGGAGCCGGCAAAACUCUGGUCGGUAUUACCGCGGGCUGUCACAUCAAGAAGAGCAUAGUGGUUCUAUGCACAAGUGCCAUGUCCAGUUACCAGUGGGCAAACGAAUUCAAGAAGUGGUCAGAUGUCAAAGAAGAAGACAUUGCCGUAUUUUCGGCCUCUGAAAAGAGGCGGUUUACUGGAGAGUCUGGGGUACUUGUUACCACAUACUCGAUGAUCACUGCCGGCGGCAAGCGUGCGCAUGACACUCAACAAAUGAUGGAUUGGGUUUACGGCAAAGAGUGGGGCUUGAUGAUCUUGGACGAAGUACACGUCGUGCCGGCGAAGAUGUUCCGAAAGGUCGGAGAGAAUAUCAGAGCUCACUGCAAACUAGGUCUUACUGCGACCUUGUUGAGAGAGGAUGACAAGAUCACGGAUCUCAAUUUCAUCAUUGGCCCCAAACUUUACGAAGCCAACUGGAUGGAACUUGCUGCUCAAGGCCACAUAGCAAAGGUGCAAUGCGCUGAAGUCUGGUGUCCAAUGGCCAUGGAAUUUUAUCAAGAGUAUCAGAAGGAAACUACUCGCAAGCAGGCAUUAUACUACAUCAUGAAUCCUGUUAAGUAUCAAGUUUGCCAGUACCUCAUUGACUACCACGAGAAGCGAGGCGACAAAAUCAUCGUCUUCAGUGACAACUUGUGCGCACUGCGGCACUACGCAACGACAAUGCAGAAGCCAUUCAUCUAUGGUGACACAAGCAAUCAGGAAAGAAUCAACAUUCUUGAGAAUUUUCAACACAAUGAAUUAAUCAACACUAUUUUUCUUUCGAAGAUUGGCGAUACUUCGCUUGAUCUGCCUGAAGCGACAUGCCUCAUCCAGAUAUCCUCUCAUUACGGGUCUCGCCGUCAAGAGGCCCAGCGACUUGGGCGCAUUCUUCGGGCCAAGCGUCGUAAUGAUGAAGGCUUCAAUGCAUUUUUCUACUCUCUAGUCUCAAAAGACACAACCGAAAUGGCUUACAGCGCAAAACGUCAAGCUUUUUUGGUGGAUCAGGGUUAUUCCUUUAAGACCAUCACACAUCUCUCAGGUAUGGCAGAUUUGCAUGACUUAAAAUACACGACCUCAAAGGAGCGACUCGAGCUGCUUUCCGAGGUCAUGUUUCAGCAAGAGACUGCCGCGGAGGUCGAGAAAAUCGAUGACAACAUGUGGAGUCACCUCAGUGGAGGAAGUAGGUCUGCUGCUGCUACUAAAGCGAAGGCCAAGAAAUUGGUGGCACGUAGACAAGCCGUGCUGCUGUCCGAUGCCAGUGGCGGCGGCAUCAUGGCACCGAUGUAUCGAGAGCAAGAGCGACGAAGCAAGAAAAGCCAACAGCCAGACAGUGAAUGGUUCAAAAAGGAAGCCAGGCGGAGAGAACUGGCCGCAAAGAAGAGAAAAAAGGACAGAAUGGAUGCAGAGAGAGCUGGUGCUCCCUGA
Exophiala bonariae is the source of this 2544-nucleotide messenger RNA. RefSeq lists its product as uncharacterized. Gene Ontology annotation, biological process: nucleotide-excision repair; transcription initiation at RNA polymerase II promoter. Lineage: Eukaryota; Fungi; Ascomycota; Eurotiomycetes; Chaetothyriales; Herpotrichiellaceae. Gene Ontology annotation, molecular function: hydrolase activity; ATP binding; DNA binding. Gene Ontology annotation, cellular component: nucleotide-excision repair factor 3 complex; transcription factor TFIIH holo complex; transcription preinitiation complex. Bases 1 to 2544 code for a protein of 847 amino acids. The transcript has a single exon. The record is from RefSeq and is a predicted model, not a curated record.